AUGUUUCGACAAAGUGUCCGGCUAUUCGCCACUACAGCGACUCGUGCUGCUGCGGAGGGGUCUACUGCCUACUGCGCCCGGGUGUCAAGCGCCCAGGGUGUUGUCAAUGGAUUGACCGAGGCAAUUGGCAACACCCCACUGAUCCGAUUAAAGAAGCUUUCUGAGCAGACCGGCUGCAAUGUCCUUGGAAAAGCCGAAUUUCAGAACCCCGGAGGUAGCGUGAAGGACCGCGCAGCGCUCUUCGUGGUAAAAGAUGCAGAGGAGAAGGGGCUCCUGAAGCCCGGUGGCACUGUCGUGGAGGGAACAGCUGGAAACACGGGUAUUGGACUGGCGCAUGUCUGCCGGUCAAAGGGCUACAAGCUAGUGAUCUAUAUGCCCAACACCCAGUCGCAGGGCAAGAUUGACCUGCUCCGUCUGUUGGGUGCGGAAGUACACCCAGUCCCCGCAGUGGCCUUCGACAACCCGCAGAACUAUAACCACCAGGCACGCCGGCAUGCCGAGUCAUUGGAUAACGCAGUCUGGACCAACCAGUUCGAUAACGUUGCCAAUCGUCAAGCACACAUCGACACUACCGGGCCCGAGAUCUGGGCACAGACUGAGGGCAAGAUCGACGCCUUUACAUGUGCUACCGGAACUGGAGGCACCCUAGCUGGUACCACCCGCUAUCUGAAGACUGUCAGUGACGGACGCGUCAAGAGCUUCCUCGCCGAUCCUCCAGGCAGUGUUCUCCAUAGCUACAUCCAAAGUGGUGGCACACUCAUUGACCGCUCUGGUAGCAGUAUCACUGAGGGUAUCGGCCAAGGCCGUGUGACAAAUAACCUUCAGCCCGAUAUUGACUUGCUAGAUGGCUCUGUGAGCAUUAGUGAUGAGAAGACCAUCGAGAUGGUUUACCGCUGUUUGGAUGAGGAGGGUCUGUACCUCGGUGCCAGUUCCGCGAUGAACGUGGUGGCUGCCAAGGAGGUUGCCGAGAAGUUGGGCAAGGGUAACACCGUUGUCACCAUUCUCUGUGACGGUGCUUAUCGGUAUGCGGAUCGCUUGUUCUCCAGCACCUGGCUCGAGAGCAAAAACCUCCGUGGUGCCAUUCCCAAGCACCUGGAGAAGUAUAUUGUAUUGCCUUAG
Penicillium digitatum Pd1 is the source of this 1119-nucleotide messenger RNA. Its product is annotated as cysteine synthase A. The record is from RefSeq and is a predicted model, not a curated record. Lineage: Eukaryota; Fungi; Ascomycota; Eurotiomycetes; Eurotiales; Aspergillaceae. Gene Ontology annotation, cellular component: cytoplasm.